ACAGUGGUGAAAUUAAGAUGUCGGAGGCAGAGGUGCUACAGGAUAUAGUAUCAUAUCAUCCAGCUGUCGCGGGAAUCAGUUCAAAUACACCCACCCACAACUACCCACAGAUCUUAGGGAAGUUUGUGAGUAACACAAUGAAACAGCACCAGGGGAAACUGACCAGUGACCAGCUGAUGGUCCUAAUGGUCAGUCAGGUGUCAGAGAAAAGUGGCCAUGCAAAACCCCACAAUCUCUUCCUGGAGCCCCGGAAGUGGAAACAACUGUGUGAAGGCAGAACAGAUGUCAUCAAAGACUUCACUUCAGAUAACACAUUUGACAGUAUAGAAUGGCAGCGUCCAAUUGACAGACAGGAACUGGAAAAUGUGAUAGGUGAUCAGGACCUUCGCUAUUUUGUGUCCGACUCGUCCAACAUCCAGGAUAUGGAGUCUGCUGUACUAGAUAAUCCACACAACGUCCAGGUCUGGCUCAAACUGGCUCAUAAAAAUCUCUACAAUCCUAACAGUGGGAAUGAGACCUGUCUGGAUCACGCCCUCAAUGUAUUAGCACGAGGCCUGGAGGAGAACAAGGACAGCGCCGACCUUUGGCAAAGUUACCUCAGUCUUUAUGCCAAACACAAGGAGUCCAGUGACUUACAACAACUGUGUGAAACGGCUCUGGAAUACACACAGAGCUACACCCUCUGGUGGCAGUACCUGAAUGUGUGUACGUCGUGCCAGCAGAAACAGGAGGUAUGUGACCAGAUGUUGGAGUAUGUAAGAUUAGCCGAGGACCACUUCCCUCGGGAUGUACGCUCACACUGGGUCCUAGAAGUCAUCCUCUACAAAACAUCACUCUACGUGUGGACUGGCAAGUUCAAGGCUGCCAUCAAACAGAUGCAGGUGAGCAGA
Pecten maximus is the source of this 890-nucleotide messenger RNA. RefSeq names its product zinc finger C3H1 domain-containing protein-like. NCBI's taxonomy places the organism in Eukaryota, Metazoa, Mollusca, Bivalvia, Pectinida, Pectinidae. The annotation marks the transcript as partial. Gene Ontology annotation, cellular component: exosome (RNase complex); nucleus. Gene Ontology annotation, molecular function: protein binding. The transcript has 6 exons. The record is from RefSeq and is a predicted model, not a curated record.